Molecule: messenger RNA, 644 nt
Organism: Ectocarpus sp. CCAP 1310/34
Lineage: Eukaryota; Phaeophyceae; Ectocarpales; Ectocarpaceae
Source: the annotation of a GenBank genome assembly
CCCGAGUUAUCCGCGCCAUCUCUGCCGUGUCUCUCUACAAAACCAGUGACGUCAUCACACACACCCAACACCUGUAUUCAGGAAAAAAAAACGGAAAAAUAAUUGACAAUACAAGAGAUGUUUGUCCGUGCGCCACGGUUCGAUGCCGUCCGCCUGCUCCGGUUCCGCUGCUCCGGUGCCGCUGCUCCGGUGCCGCUGCUCCGGUGCCGCUGCUCCGGUGCCGCUGUGGCCAGUCCUACCACGACCAAACUGACACACUGUGGCCAGUCAUUCGCCAUUAUUAAUCAUUAUUGAUAAUCUCGGCGAGUGCAGAGGUACAAGCUCGCAUUGCGCGGGCGUCAAGACGCCGAAAACAGGCGAAGAAGAUCGACCUCGGACCAGUCAACGCCAAUGAUAUGGGGAUGGAGUGUAGACGCAUCGUAGAACGCGUUUUCGUUUGAAGUUGACGUCUUGUUUGAGAGUAGAUGUGACAGAUUUGCGUAGAAUAGGGUAAGAUGUUAUCAUGAACGGAGAUGAAAGGGCUUUUCCAACACGGAGAUGUAGCAUGGAUCAAAGCAUUUGUUGGAUUUCAGCUUUUACAAGCGGACAUCAACGCAGUAGUAUUUUAGCAAGCUUACGAACGCAUAUAGGAUACCAUCAGGAUU